CAGCACAAGGUCUUAGCGUUAUUGAUCAAAGACCAGCUCGGAGGUGCACUCUCACGAUGUGGGGAAUGGAGAGAAGCCGAGAAGACUCAGCGACAGGUCCUAGAACUUCGAACUGAGGUUCUAGGACCACGGCAUCCCGAUACGAUCGUCGCAAUGAACAACCUUGCAUCAACACUCGGUCACCGUGGUCAACUAGAAGAAGCCGAGAAGAUUCAGCAACAGGUCCUAGAACUUCGAACUGAGGUUCUAGGACCACGGCAUCCCCAUACGAUCGUCGCAAUGAACAACCUCGCAUCGACACUCCAUGACCGUGGUCAACUAGAAGAGGCCAAGACGAUUCAGCGACAGGUCGUAGAACUUCAAACUGAGGUUCUAGGACCACGGCAUCCCCGUACAAUCCUCGCAAUGAACAACCUUGCAUUGACACUCCGUGACCGUGGUCAACUAGAAGAAGCCGAGAAGAUUCAGCGACAGGUCCUAGAACUUCAAACUGAGGUUCUAGGACCACGGCAUCCCGAUACAAUCGUCGCAAUGAAUAACCUCGCAUUGACACUCGGUGACCGUGGUCAACUAGAAGAAGCCGAGGAGAUUCAGCGACAGGUCCUAGAACUUCGAACUGAG
This is a messenger RNA of Acaulospora colombiana, 621 nucleotides long. NCBI's taxonomy places the organism in Eukaryota, Fungi, Glomeromycota, Glomeromycetes, Diversisporales, Acaulosporaceae. The record is from the annotation of a GenBank genome assembly.